Molecule: messenger RNA, 2079 nt
Organism: Tachysurus fulvidraco (yellow catfish)
Lineage: Eukaryota; Metazoa; Chordata; Actinopteri; Siluriformes; Bagridae
Product: acetylcholinesterase collagenic tail peptide
Exons: 17
Coding region: 287-1639 (450 amino acids)
Molecular function (GO): heparin binding
Source: RefSeq, a predicted model, not a curated record
CUUUAGGCUGUGCUACUCUCUCUCGGGUAUCAGUGUGUGGAUGGACACGGGCAGGUCUGCACUCCCUCUGCAGUAAUCAGGGCUAAUCUUGGCACAGGUUGUGGUGUGUUAGUGUUUGAGCUGUAAAUAACACCAGAAACAUUCACUCAACCAUCGGCUUCUACAGACACUCGGACGACUGGAAAUAAAGAAAUGGGGUCUGCAUGGAGACAUUGUUGAGCAGGAAGAGGAGUGCUUGACACUAACACUGACACAAACUCAGGCUUGUACAGCAGCAGAUAGAAUCAUGGCUCUGGUGAUGAUUGGACUCCAGCUCCUGCUUUAUUCCGUCUCAGGUCUCUCACCCAGUGACUUCAAUAACCAGCUUCCUUCACCUACAGUGCUGGCUGCAGUAGAAGACCUGAAAAGAUUCGACCCAUGUUGCCUACAGAGUCUGCCUCCACCCCCUCUGUUCCCACCCCCACCCCACGUGUGGAGAAGGGGUCAGGUGGUUGGAGAAUAUGUGGAGGCUGAAAGAGGAAGAGGAUGUGAUGAAGAAGAUUUGAUACUGCACUGUCUGGCUGGAACUCCUGGACCCGAUGGACCAAUGGGACAGAAAGGCACUCCAGGAGUACAGGGGCCCAACGGAGAUAAGGGAGAUAUGGGCCGACCUGGAUCCAAGGGACGCACUGGCAGGCCUGGUCUUCCUGGAAGACCGGGCUCUGCAGGAUGGCCCGGUCCUGAGGGACCCAAAGGAGAGAAGGGAGACCAUGGACUAAUGGGAGAACCUGGGCUGAGAGGACCAGUGGGAGCCAAGGGCCUGGCUGGAUACAAAGGAGAGAAGGGGUCACAGGGAGAAUUGGGAGUACCAGGGCCAAAGGGAGAUAAGGGUGAAAGCGGGCAUGCUGGCAUGCUGGGUCAGAAGGGUGAAACAGGACCAAAGGGAGAGGCAGGUGUGACAGGGACACGAGGUCUGACAGGACGCCCAGGCAAAAGAGGAAAGCAGGGAUCUGAAGGAGAGACUGGUCGUACAGGACCAAUGGGACCAUCUGGCUCUCUGGGACCCAGUGGACAGCCAGGAGCCCCUGGACUAUCUGCCUCAGUACUGUAUGUAGGGGGACAGAAAGGUGAGAUGGGGACACCAGGUCCUCCUGGGCAAUGUGACUGCAGCUCCUCUGAUGUGAAUGGUCCUGGUAGUGCUUCACUGCAGCGCCGUGACAAAUACACCAGAGUUUCAGCGAUAUUUGUGGUGAACAGUGAGAAGGAACUGAAUGACCUCCACACAGAUAACACACUGGUGUUCUGCAAGGAACAGACAUCUCUCUACUUUAAAGACACGGAUGGUUGGAAACCCAUUCAGCUUCCAUUACACUCGAUAGAGAGGAGGAAGAAGAGAGGAGCAGGGAUGUGUGGGGAUGGAGUGGUGCAGACGCUCAACGGGGAGGAGUGUGACGACGGAAACAAAGUGGUAACAGAUGAGUGUGUGGGCUGCAGAAAGGCUUACUGUGGAGAUGGAUAUUACCACCAUGGUGCUGAAGAAUGUGAUGGAAAGGACUUUGGCUAUCAGACCUGCAAGACAUACAUGCCAGGGACAUUUGGACAGCUCAGAUGCACCGGUUCCUGCAGCAUUGACUCGACCGGCUGCAAGUAUGUCACCUGAGCUCCUGACACGUGUGUGUACACAUGAGGACACAAACAGUUCAGCCUGAAGUUCUCAAAGUGAGAAGCUCUGAUCAGGACACACACUCAGUGUGGAGGUGGUUCAUAAAAAUUAGGACUGUUUUUCUUAUUUCAUUUUUAUUAAUAUAAAUACAUUUAAUGUUAAGUAUUAAUUUGACUCUUGUCUCAUUGUCAUGUGUGUAUGUAUUUAGCUGAACACAGAAGAAAGAAUCUUCCUCUAAACUUUAACUGAUGAACGUGUUCCUCAGCUGAUCACUAAUCAGCAUCACUCUACUGUAUGCAACACAAAGUAAAAUGUGGACUUGGAGCCAACAUGAGACGUCUAUUUUUCUUCAAAGCCUGUUCAUUUUUCAGACACUUAUUCGUGUGCUUUCAUUUUAUACCUCAUUCCAUUUUUAAAAUAAAGUUCUAAAGUGCAAA